UUAGGCAAGACAAGGCAGCUUUGUUUGUAUGGCACAUUUCAUACAUGAAGGCAAUUCAAAGUGCUUUACAGAGCAAAAUUGAAACGGUGUCCUGGAGGGUCAACAACAAACGCAGGAGGACACAUAACGCGUCAUAUAGAUGAUAUGUGAGGAGAUGGGAUGAGAACGGGUUGUCCUUUAAGGCACAAUUAUUCCUCUUUUUUAAUUUGCUUUUUUAUAUAAAGCAAAUUCAAAGACACCUAAGUUGAAUAAACUGAACAGCAACAGAUCUCGACAACUAAAUUAGAAUAAAAAUAAUCGUAAUAGAUACACAUAGGCUAAAUAAAGACAUGUCAAAUGUUUCCAAGCAGGCAAUAUAAUGAAUGAUAUGCCUGUUAAAAAAUGUAACCAGAUAACAUACAACUGAAACAGAAGGAUUUGACCAUUAAGCCAGACCACUGACACAAAUCCAAUUAAAGGCAAUGUACUGUAACUUCGUGCGCAAAAUAAAGCUCAUUUUGCGCCACCACGCGUGACCUUGAAGGGACAGUUUUCGUCUCAAUUUUCCAAGAAAUACAAAAUAUUUUUCAGUGUAAGAUGAAGAAAAUCACUUGUCCGGACAAAGAAAGAUCAAAAUCCAAAAUUCUCUUCCGCUAAUCUCAUUUUUUUGCGCUUUGAGGCGAUAAAGAGAUGUUUUUAUAGAGCAGUUAGAAAUAGGCUGCAGUGUAGCUGUUCAUUCAUUAUAUAGUAAGAGAGUGGUUUGGCUGAAGCACCUACUUGAAGUAUGUAAUACCACACACACACACACACACACACACACACACACACACACACAGACACACACACACACACUUCAAACGAGCUUGUAAACGACUCCCUGCUACUUUUUAUUCUGCUUGUAAAACUGUGUUUCAACUACAGAGUUUUAAAAAGCUGUGUGCUCCACCGGGCCCAUCUGGCAGCAGGCUCCGAGGCCUACUAUCACAUUUCUGAGCACAAAAGGAAGAUGAGAUUUAUUUCCUAUACCGGGUAAAUACAGUCUAACCAUGUGAUCCACACUUGGACCAAUGGGCAGCCGGGAAGAAGGUAAGGGCAGGAAAAAAAAAUACUACCAUUUUAGGGGAGGAUGUAAGCCACUAUACCAGCCCAUCUAACGUUUUACAGUCGCACUUAAGUGUCUUUUUAUUGGAAUAAUAAAAUAAACAUGUCGCUAACGAAUUAUUAUUCCAUGAUGGGGCUCCAGACUGAGGAGCCGUACGGUGCACAUUUCAUCCCGGGAGGCUUGCAGGGUUCGACGGCCGGCUGCGCAAAGCCAGCCCGGAGAGCGGAUGAGGAGGAGGGGACCCCCGGCUCACACAUUCCGGAUUUUUCACAUUUUUCCAACAAACAGACGAGUUUAAACGGCUUCUCUCCCUGGGCGAACACCUCCGCUUCCUCCUCGCCCUCUUCUCCGCAGCUGCAGUCCACCCCCGGCGCCUCCAUCACCGGCCUCUUCCAUCCACAUCCCCUCCUGAGCCACCACCACCCGUACUACGGCCCGCAGGCGCAGAGCCACACCGAGCACCUCGCAUCCGCGGCCGCCUCCGAGAGCAGGUUCGUCCGCUGCUGGGAGGGGGGGACUCCCACCUCGGAGACCUCUCUGUCACACACCGGCUUCCCCGGGUGUGUCCCCGCUCAGGGUGACCUCUCCGAUCCGAGCCCGAGGUACGAGGCGGUAGAACCCGAGAGUUCACCGCCGUCACAGGACAGCCCCGGGGAUUCCAGCUUCGCCUCCCCGACUGAGGUGGUCCUCGAGCGGCUUGGGACCGUGGAGGAGCUCGGGAGGAAGCCGGAGCUCAAAAAGGAGGACGAGGAAAGAAAAACAAAGCCACCGCUCGACCCGGAAAACCCAUCAGCCAGUUGGAUCCAUGCUAAAUCCACCCGGAAGAAACGGUGUCCGUACACCAAACACCAGACCCUGGAGCUGGAGAAGGAGUUCCUCUACAACAUGUACCUGACCAGGGACCGGCGCCUGGAGGUGGCAGGACUCUUAAACUUGACAGAGAGGCAGGUCAAAAUCUGGUUCCAGAACAGACGGAUGAAGAUGAAGAAGCUGAUGAUCCGGGAGAGGAGGGGUGUGAAUGAAUGAUGGAUCUGGAGGAGAGGCUGCGGGGAUGUUUGUUUUUGCCAGGGAAGGUGAGGAGGUGGUGAUGUUAUAGCUGAUAAAUGAAACGCCACAAGAUGCCCAACAUCUUAAACAUCAGCUGGCAUGAGCAGCUGUUACUAAUCAUCGGAUUGUGGAGCUAACAUGGCUGCUUUGGAUAACUGCAGUGGUGAAACUGUGCGGGGGAGGCCAGGAUGCGUUGUAACACUUUUACAGAAAAAUAUUCCUUUUAAUGUCUUAUGGCUUUUUCAUGUCAGGUCCUCUGAACUCUGGUGUACAAUUCUUCCAUCUGCAUGUAGCAAAAUGAAGACAGUCAACCUGUCAGCUGGGGUUCUUGUAAAUAAUGCUCAGAAUAAAAUGUUCAAAUUUACAGGACGAUCCAUAAAUUGAAUUAAGAAAACAUACGAGUAGAUAUCAAAGACUUUGCUCAUUUUAAAACACAUCUGGUUUUGAUGAGGCUGUAUAUCUCACAUGUCCAAAACUGAAACUACUUGACACAUACUUGACUUCACAUAAAUUGUCUGUGCUUUGUGCCAAACUGUGAAUUGCAUUUUAUGAUUUAAUGCUAAAACUCCUCAUAAAAACUGCUUUCAGCGUGCCAGACCUGACUGUACCACUUCUGCUACGGCCUGAAAUACUCGCCAAGUGUUUAUUUGUAAAUUGAAUAAAAUACUUGGGGGGAAGAAACCUGAACAAACAGAAGCUGGACACUUAAUCAUAAUAAUAAUGCCUAAAAUAUAGAAGAGAGUGAGACAAAAUCUAAGAGAUUAAAUGGUGACUUUCUGUGGUAACUAAACAGGACUAUGAGGACUUGGUGUGUUUAAUUGAUCCCUUUGCUGGCUUUGAUUUAAAGGUGAAAUCUGUUGAUAUUCUUGGUUUAAAAGACUGUCAUUUGAAGUGAUUUGCAUGGUCCAGUGUUGGCUGGACUUCCUGUCAGUGUACUGUUAUUCAGUCUCAUUGCUCCUGGCUGACAAUACCAUAACCAGUGGUGCAGUGGUAGUUGAUGGGGUGGGUGAAGGACGAGGUAGGAUGAGUAGGUUCCUGAAGAGGAGGUGAGUAUACUCUCCUACAUAGUCCAAUGGCUUUUUGGCCGAUAGGAGGGUAUACUCCAUAUACCCUCCACUACACCACUGAUCAUAACCCUCAGACAAAUGUGAUUGUAUCAAACGUCAACAUUUUACACAAAAUGUAAAAUUGCUGUUUUCAUAUGUGAAUUAGCACAUGGAAUUAACAUGCACCUAUUGUAUGAAUUUACCAUGUGAACUAUCCGAAGAUCACGUGUAGGCUGUAUGUGAAAUCCUCACAUGUGAAAUGUUUUUUCUUUAUGAAAUUGACAAAUGAAAUGUGAGUUAAAUGUGAUGUUGCAACACUUUCUCACUCUGACCUCGUCACAUAUUGCUGCUUGGUCAGUGAACUUUGACGUCCACAUAUGACGUGCAAGGUACCCUGGGUGUGUUGGUUGUUGAUGUUCUGGGACGCCGUGUCAACUUCAGCCUGUUACAUGCAUUGUCUGUUUUCAAAAUACACUUCGUUUUCACAGGAAAAUUCAUUUUGCAUACAGUCUCUUUUAGAAUAAAUGCACUACGACUGUACAACACCGCAAAUUGACUUUUUUUCCCCCUCAACAACACACGCACGUUUGGGUUUGGAAAAGAAGGGUUUGGCUUUACAAUCUUACCUGAAGUUAACACCAGCCUCCCGGGGGGAAAGUCAGUGGUUGUUGGAUAAGAUGAAAUGUUACAACACUCUCUGCUUCUCAAAGUCAAAAAUGCUUCCCUGGUAGGACGGGUCCAAGCCGGAUCCUGCAGAGGCUUGGCAAGAGUCCUUCCUAGCAUUUGCUGAACACGCAUUGGAAUAGGCAAGCAAGUGCCCAGGUGUUUCGUUGAAGAGGCCUUGCCUUCAGCUCCAAAUCAUGCUGAAAUAAUUGCAGGCACUUCUUGACUGCUAAGGAUACACACAUGCAUCCUUAAAAAUUAUUUGAAGAAAGGACUCGGUCCUCGUUACAAUUCGAAGGAUGCCUUGACAUUGGAACAGUCCUCCAGCAGGAUUUGAUGAUGUGACCUCCUUGAAUUUCAGCUGUUUAAGAAUCCUUUCUUGACUUUGAGAAACACCACCUGACUCUGGAUGCGCUGCCAUAUUGGCUGUAGAUCCAAUCCUGCUACCCGGUCUCACUCCGAAGUUGUCAAAAUCCGGUGCUUGGUCAGUGACUUCCAGCGUCAGACACAGACGUAAAAACCUGUCCUUUCACAUCGGCAUGAUACGCAGCGUCAUGAAAAUUAUUAAAAAAGGUGGCGGAAGUCCGAGUACGGUGGGCAGGACUGGUUGUGGAUGGUCCAACAAGCACCGAGCUUCACCUGAGAGGCCGGUGUUCGCUUCCCGUAUGAUUGUAAAGCCAAACCCUGUUCUUCUUCCUAAACCCAACCACAUGCUUUUGUCGCCUAAACUUAAUUACAAUGCAUGUAACAGGCUGAAGUUGACACAGAGUCCCAAAUCGUCAACAACCAACACACCCAGGGUACCUUGGACGUCAUAACUCGACGUGGCAAUUCCAUGACCAAAUGUCGAUAUGUGACGAGGGCGGAGUGAGAAUGUGUUGCCAGAAGUCAAAAGCUAACAUUAGGCUAUAAACAACCUACAAUAUGGUUGCACGACCUAGCGUCACCACCAUAACAAGACUGUAAAGUCAUGUUUGGCGUGAUGACGUUCUGUUGUCUCACCUCUGUGUGUCUUUUUUAAGACUCAUACAAGCUUCAGAUUUCACGAGUGGGGUAUUUACUGUUGUCUUUUAUGUCAUAAAACAAAACGUGAAAGUCUCUUAACCUUAACCUUCUGACAUUAAGACGAGGGAACGGGGAGUGAAUUAAAUGCUAACUCGUGUACAGGUUUAGGACUCAUUCCUGGGGCAUAGGAACAGAACAGUAUGUCAAAUCUGCAACAUUUUAAUUCUAAAAUAAACAAACGAGCAAAUUAUUAAAAAACUGUAAUAUCAAAAUUACUUUUGAGUGAUUCGCAGUGUAUUUCAGGUGUGUUCAGGUGCUGUCAGACUAACCCUGCAACACACAGAUAAUCAUGUGUUGUUGUUUUUUAAUCUUGCUCCUGAUUGGAGCAAACCUCUGUGAUACAACCAACCCCAGUCUCCCCUAAAAUAAUACCCAGAGGGGACCUUUAACAUUUUGACAGAAAAAAAGCGUUUUUGUUUAGUUUUGUUUUUUAUAAACUGUGCAUGGAGCCGAAUGGGCCUAUUUGUUGUUAUUGUUGUUGUUAUUGUGUUGUUGCUGUGUAUAUCUGUUGUUAAUGUGGGUCUAAUAAUGUGCAGAUCAUGCCUACACAAACACACACACACACACACACACACACACACACACACUCACACACCAGUCAUGCUAAGCUACAGUGUGACAGCAGUCUGAUGGUUAUUUCCACGGUUACCUCCUGUAAACAGCUACAGUCCAUGUCAGAAACAGACACAACGCACAACUUAUAUUUUUCACGUCAGAAUGAACCAUCACAUGCAGUUGAAACAUCACAGGACUAUUAUGGGAUGUCAGUAUUUUAGUGUUGUUUUUUCCCGAGGAUGAGAUGGAGUCAGAAACACGCCGUUCUCUCUGGAGACAGAGGAAACCCAACAGGCUAUGUUAGCCUACAGCUGCAGCCCCGCGCUGCGACUGAACUGGAGUCAGGAUGUGACGACACGAGGCCUUCAUCAUGCUCUCAUUUACGCUCAAUAUGCUGCUCGUGGGGAUUUUUAUAAAAGUCAAAUAAAAAUGA
Epinephelus moara (kelp grouper) is the source of this 5890-nucleotide messenger RNA. RefSeq names its product homeobox protein Hox-D9b-like. Gene Ontology annotation, biological process: embryonic skeletal system morphogenesis; proximal/distal pattern formation; anterior/posterior pattern specification. Gene Ontology annotation, molecular function: RNA polymerase II cis-regulatory region sequence-specific DNA binding; DNA-binding transcription factor activity, RNA polymerase II-specific. The transcript is spliced from 2 exons. Gene Ontology annotation, cellular component: nucleus. Bases 1184 to 2107 code for a protein of 307 amino acids. NCBI's taxonomy places the organism in Eukaryota, Metazoa, Chordata, Actinopteri, Perciformes, Serranidae. The record is from RefSeq and is a predicted model, not a curated record.